GGAGGAGGAGGUGGAGGAGGAGGCGGUGGCGGCGGCGGAGGUGGAGGCGGGGUCAAGCAGAGCGUCAGCCGGAACAGCAACAUCCGGAGCAGCAGCUCCAACAGCACCAUGGCCUCGGCCAAUCACCGCGGCGGCGGAGGACGCGGCGGAGGUGGCGCCGUCGCAGGAGCCGGUGCCGAUGGCAAUGCGAUCGUGGGUCUGCAGAUCGGAUCCGCCUGGUUUCAGCGCAAGAUCAACCUGAGGCCGCAGCACCGCGGCGUCCAUCUGGUCACCGAGGAGAUCCUCCGACAAAUGCCGGAGCUGGCGCACUUCUCCGUGGGAUUGUGUCACAUGCAAAUUCUUCACACCUCGGCGAGUUUAGCGUUAAACGAAAGUUGGGAUCCAGACGUCAGAGACGACAUGGAGAUGAUGUUGAAUAAAAUAGUUCCCGAAGGCUUGCCCUACAGGCAUUCGUGCGAAGGACCCGACGAUAUGCCCGCGCACGUGAAGGCCUGCUUCCUGGGCAGCUCCCUGACAAUCCCGAUCACCGACGGCAAGCUCUCGCUGGGCACCUGGCAGGGCGUGUGGCUGUGCGAGCACCGCGACCAGGCGGGCAGCCGGAAGCUGGUGAUCACGCUGACCGGAUGUCCGCGGGAGCAGGCCCGCAGCCCGCUGUCACCCGUCUCGCCGAUCGCCAGUACGUCCAGUUAGGGGCGGCCUCGCUCCACCCGCGACAGCCGGUAAUCGCGGGGGAGCGACAAUAAUGCCAUCAUUUCGUCGAGGCGGCUGAUAAUGCAAAAGAAGAACUUGGCUAAGGCGGCCAACCUGACGGCGGCCCAGCAGCGGGCGGCGGCGGUUAUAGCUGCUGCCGGUAGGGGUGGCGUUGGCGGUCAGGACUCAUCCCUGGCCCUCAUCCCGCCCAAUAUUCCGGGAGUGGAGGGAACGAAGACCGGCCGCCUGCUGCUGCGCCAACAGCUGCACCUCAAUCUCAACUUGAACGUGCAGGAAACGCUGCGCGAUGGCGUCGAUAUCGAUGACGUGGACGAGGAUGUCGACGAGGACGAGGACCUAGAAACAACCGUCACAACAGUGCCUCUUAACAAUGAACAACUUAGCGCUAAGGUCACCACCACAUCCACAAGUUCAUCAGCAGCGACAGCGAGCAGUGCAUUAGCUAAAUUCAAUCGCAUCAUUGACUCCACAUUGGAGCGGCCACCGGUGGACUACGCGGGUUUGCCCAAGUUGAGCAGUGCCACACUGCAGCAGCGCUUCAACUUGGCCUAUCCGGAGUUGGUUAGCCAGCCGCAGCAGCAGCAGCAACAGCAACAACAUCAGCUGCAGCAGCAACAUCAGCAGCAGCUGCAACAUCAAGAUGCGAGCAAGCAGAUCAGCAGCCUCCAGGGCAACCCGAGAUCGGAUCGUGGAACGGGCGCCGUUGCCAGCACACCAUUAACACUUCGAGCACCCAGAACUCCAGCAACGGCGACGGAGGAGCAAGUGGAUCCGGGCAAGGCCCACCAGCAAGAAGACGACGACGACGAAAAGAACAACCGAGAUGAUCAUCCCCACCACGACGAGGAUAAUCAAACGAAACGAAAUGAUGUGCAUUAUUUGUUGAAACAGUUGAAUAGUUUUAGUGAUAUAGAAGAAAUAGAAAUUGUUGAUAUGAAGCAAAGGGUUCAGCAGCGGCCACCGAUGGCCUCCAGUUCGCUGGCCACCAUGAUGCCGCCGCCAUCGCCGGCGCCACUGGCAUCGCCAUCCACUCAAUCGCAUCGCGUCGGAGCCCGGUUCGCCUCCGGCUCCGGCGGUGAGGGAUCGCUGGUGCUGCCGCAGAACCAGUUCGACGACUACCUGUUCGAGUCCUGCCACUAUUUGGAGACAAACUACUUUGCCGCCACCUACCGCACUGCCAUGGUCGAGAGCAGCUCGCACGAGUUCCGGCCCUCGACCAACAGCAGCUCGAACAGCUUCGAGCUGCACGAGAUGGAGCCGCCCAGUGUCAUCUGCAAGGCGGGAGCACCGCCACUGGAUGCAACCAGUCAUCCUGGUCAUCCAGGUGGUCAUCCUCCUCCGCCCAGGUAUCAAUUUGAGUACCAAACGGAGACCCGACUGACCACCAGUGGAGUGCAGACGGAGCUCACGGUCGAGUCGCUGGCCAAGAUGAGCCACUGCAGCGGCAGCUCCUCCUCCUCCUCGAAAUCGAACUCGAACUCGGGGAGGGCGCCUCCCUUCUUCCGGUGCUGCUACACGCCCAUCGACCGCUGGCGGGAGCGGAGGCAGCAGCAGAAGAGCUCCGCCGCCGCCUCCUCCUCCUCCUCCGCGGCGGCCGGCCAUCCGCCCAAGGACGUCUGACACUGGGCGUGGCAGUCCACUCGGAGAUCCAACAUGUGCCUGGCUAACCUACUUCAGGGAUGCAUUCCGCGGGGGAACUUUAGUUGGGUCGGGAUUUAUCAUAGACAUGGUUCGGUGCUCUUUUUCAAACUUCAAAUUUAAAAUAUUAUGAUAUAUUUUUGCAGGUUAUUCAGUAGUGUAUUGAAUAACUUAUUCUCUAUUAAUGAUUUUUAAAACUAAUAUUGAAAUUCAAAAGUUCUUGAAUUAAUUUCCCUUUUUAUUUAAUUACAAUACAGAUUUCCUUUAAAACUUUUAUUGUACCGAACCACUUGCCUUUAUAAGAUUAACAAAUUAACGAAACAAAACGGUCUGCAUCCCUGUUUUUUUGGUCGCUGUUCUCAUUUGCGAUAUCAACAAGAGAUUCCAUUUCGAUCGACAGUCGAUACACGAAUCAUUAAGCCCCUAAUCAUCCGAUGGAAGUUCAUAUUAUUGUACAAUUUAUAUACGCUAAAAAAAGUAAACCAGAAAUGUUAGUAAACAAUUUUUUAUACACACACCAGCCACACAGACAUUCGCACAUUUUUGCAAUACACCAAAGUAAAUGAUUUGGAACUUUGUAUAAAUACUUAAGAGUUGUUAAGUGGUUAACAGGUAACUUGGUUAGCUACUGAUAGUUAAUGGUUCCCAAUUUAACACUUUGUUUUGGACUCACGAGAUGCUCUUUUUAGAAUCUAACCGGGUUAUCUGCGAACCACUUAAACGAGCUGAACUCAACUUAGGCCUAAAGUUGUAUUCGAAAUGUUUCAACGGAAGAGGAAUAUUGUUAAAAAUUAAUUAAAACGUAGAAAUGGACGAAGGAUGAAGAUGCGAGAGCUUGUAUAGUAAGUUGAUAAUGAAUGAUAACGAUCGAGAAUCAUGUUGAUAGUGGUCGAAAUAGGAAUAGAAGGCGCGCACGCCGGCACUUUUGUUUUAGACUUCUAGAUUCCUCUCGCUUUACCAAGUCCGUUGGUCUGUCUAAAUAAUAUAUAGCAUUCAACUUAGGAGAUUAUCAGCGUGCGCGCGGGUUUUCGAUCCCAAAAAAAGUAAAAAAGGAGAAGGGUCAAAUCCAAUAAAACAAAAGCAAUUGUUACAUCAAUUAGACACUGUUCUGUUGACUUAUCAUUUAAGCCACCUAUUUCGUUUCGAAAGUCUAAGCUUUUAAGGAAUUGUUGUUAGAGCACAAGAGAUACUGGCUAUACAAGCAAACCAAAAAAACACGAAACGAUUCAAAACUCUUAACCAACCAAGAGCAAUAUUAGUUUUUAAAUCAGUUCGGAUUUGUCAAUUUUGUUGAGAACAUACGCAAGUAAAGAACAUACAUCAAAUAUAUAUCACUAACUUGAAUAAGCCUCGAGAUCACGCUUUGGUUUAUCGGAUAAUAAAAAUAUAUACGCAAUUGGAACACCGUCUAAAACUGAAUUUAUUUCAACAAAUUUCCGCUGCUCAACAUUGAACUGAGACCCACAGACGUCUGGUUUCAGGAUCUUCAGCUGAGUUCUUCCAAACAGCGAGUGCAAUCCGAGGGAGAAUCCGCAAAGCCACAACCACAAAAAUACAAUGAAAACCAAACAAAUGCCUUUUACAUGCCCACACGUACACUAAAAAGAAAAAACGAAGAGAAAUAACAGAAACAGAAAACAGAAGAGUAGCCCAAGAAUGGUAACCAAUGUUAGUCAAUAAUGCGCCGAGCAACAUGCAAAUGUCUGUAAAUCACAAGCGAGGCGAACUAAUUUAUUUAAAAUAUAUAUCAACACGUUGAUUAUGUUAAUCAUUAACGAUUUACGAACGACAUAACAAAUAAGUUGUUAUCGAGCGAGAAGUAAGAGUUAUGGGGGCUAAAUAGCGAUAGAGAAAUUACCUAUUGUUGUAUGUUUUAUUCGAAGCGCACGAAAUCUAAUAAACAUUAACGUAAUCGCUAAAAAAAAAACAAAAAC
Drosophila ficusphila is the source of this 4283-nucleotide messenger RNA. RefSeq lists its product as uncharacterized. The record is from RefSeq and is a predicted model, not a curated record. Lineage: Eukaryota; Metazoa; Arthropoda; Insecta; Diptera; Drosophilidae.